AUGCAAGACAUCCAUGGAAAUUUGGAACGUACUCAUGAAUUUGGGAGAAGGAGAGGAGCAAGAAAAAUACAACAAAUUUACCGUGGCCAUGAAGAAGUUCGAAGACUUCAAGAUGAUGCCCAACGAAGCUAUUACCGACAUGGAGCUCAGAUUCACGAAGCUAUCACCGACAUGGAGCUCAGAUUCACAAAGCUCAUGGGUGAUCUCUCAGACCUCGGAAAGGAGCUUACUGAAAAGGAAAAGAACUUGAAGAUUAUUCGAGGACUCCCAAAAUCAUGGGAUAUGAAGGUCAUAGCAAUGAGAGAUCAUCGCGACAUGAAAACUACUAGCACAAACAAAAUCUUCAGUGAUCUGAAAGCAUGUGAGUUCGAGCACGAAUCGAAGGAAUCGGAAGAACUCGAGAUCAGAAAUGUAGCCUUGGUGGCCAACCAACAAGCAUCAACGUCAAAUAGGUCAACUUCUAACUCUUGCAAUUUUUUAUUUGACGAACAAUAUGCUUUGUUUGUAAGGAAAAUGAAAAGGUUUAUGCAGAAGAACAACUUCCAAGACUUUCAAAGACCAUCAAGCCGAAGGCAACAUGAAAGAUCUUCACUUCCACCAAGACAAGAAACAAUGGAUUCCCAAAUGCUGUGCUGCAACUGUCGAAAGCCUGGACAUUUCAAAGCAAAUUGUCCACAUCCAUUGGCCAGCAAACAUCAGGACACCGGUGUUAUAAAAAGCACAUCAAAAGAAAGCAGCGAGUCCAUCAAACAAAGUGACAAACUAGAGACAUCAAACUCAAGAAACGAGAUAAGAAGAAAAGCAAUGGUCGUGAAUGAAACGGCUGACAACAUAGAAACCGAGAGCAGUUCCUCAAGCUUAAGCUCAGAUGAUGAUGGCGCUGAAGAAGAAAAUGGACUGCUGUGUCUGUUCAGCGAGGAAGAAGAAUUAAAUGAAUUGUGCCUCAUGGCUCAAGAUGAAGAGGUAGAUUCUCAAUCCUCUUCCUUUCUUUCAUUAGAAACUAGCUCAACCAGUGACAAAAAUUCCAAUGAAUCAGUUAGUGAAAUGAUGUGGAAAUUUACGAUCAUAAAUAGCACAUACUCAAAACUAAAAGAGGAGAACUCUCGACUAUUGAUCAGCCACAAUGAGCUAAGGCGAUUUCAAAUAGAGAACAUAAAGCUAGCCAUUGUAAAAGAUCAGCUCGAAAAGCAAGUUCUAUCUCUUAAAGAGCAGUGUACAGAAAUGGAGAUAUGGGAGCAAAAAUUGCGUGAGAUUCUUGAUUCGUUCAAUAAUUCGUCCAAUCUAAUGGACCGAAUGGUAAAUGGAUCAAAACCGCUUGGGGAAAGAACCGGAAUUGGUUAUGACCUCGGCUCCUCUUCACAUGUCGCCUUAAACAAACCCACAAAUGUCUAUACUCGUGAAAGUUUUAAAUCUGCUUUUAUUCAAGGCCCCACUCAAGUAUUUGAGCCAGUGACCAGGGUUUACAAUGGUGAAGUACCACAAUCAACAAGCUUACCUAAGGUAACGGCUGUACAACGAAUUGUGGAACCGAGAAAUGAAAACUCCUUGAAAGGAAAUCCUAGGCACAAAAAUGCCAAAUGGAAUGGACCAAAAGGCAAUAGAUCUAAUCUAUACCAAAAGAAGGUUCAACCUACAUGUAAUAAUCAAUCGAGGACAAAACCGAAUGUUAAUCAGAGGUAA
Messenger RNA from Ipomoea nil (Japanese morning glory), 1680 nucleotides. RefSeq lists its product as uncharacterized. The transcript has a single exon. The record is from RefSeq and is a predicted model, not a curated record. Gene Ontology annotation, molecular function: nucleic acid binding; protein binding; zinc ion binding. Bases 1 to 1680 code for a protein of 559 amino acids. Lineage: Eukaryota; Viridiplantae; Streptophyta; Magnoliopsida; Solanales; Convolvulaceae.